GAAAACGAUGCCUGGAUCGCUCUCCUCGUCGUUAUCCUCCUCAUGUCAUUGACGUCUAUCGUCGUUGGUCUUCGGAUAUAUACAAGACUUGCUAUAAUCAAGAAGCUCGGUUGGGAUGAUUACUGCGUGAUCCUAACAUGGGUAGUUGCUUUAGCAGACGGUGCGACCAUCUCGUCAACUGUUCCCUACGGCCUUGGGAGGCAUACGGCAACACUCGACCAGUCUUUGCUCCCAUCGUACCUAAGAAAUUUCUAUUUUUCUAUCGUCCUCUAUAACCUCACCCUGAGCCUCAUCAAACUCACUUUUAUGAUUCAAUACUAUCGAGUGCUAUCAGUUCACAAGAUGAAGAUGAUCAUUUGGGCACUCGGAACUGUGAUCAUGUUGUGGGCGCUGUCACAGCUACUUGUCUCGAUCUUCACCUGCUUUCCGUUGCAGAAGUUCUGGGAGACAGAUCUGCCAGGCCGUUGUAUGCCUGACCUGCCGUUCUGGUACAUCAACGCGGCCGGCAACAUAAUUACAGAUGUUGCGAUCUUCAUAUUGCCACUACCGGUGCUACACAAUUUGCACCUACACAAGAAGCAAAAGUACUUUUUAUUGGGCAUUUUCAGCCUUGGAUUCUUCACCUGCGCCAUGUCUCUUAUCCGUCUAGCAUACCUCAAGCAGGGUUCCGACUUCACCUUCGACAACAUCCCUACGUCAUGUUGGUCCAUGGCCGAGCUGGCCUGCGGUAUCACGUGCGCAUGCCUACCGACACUCCGACCGUUGAUGUCAAAGAUCAAGCCG
Molecule: messenger RNA, 783 nt
Organism: Cryphonectria parasitica EP155
Lineage: Eukaryota; Fungi; Ascomycota; Sordariomycetes; Diaporthales; Cryphonectriaceae
Exons: 5
Source: RefSeq, a predicted model, not a curated record